GAGUGAGACCGUGUACAAUGUCUACAUUGUGCCUACCCUAAAAUAGGAAUACACAAUUUAAAUUAGGCGUACCUUAAAAAUAUAUACCGUACGUAACUUUCAAUAAAUAUAUAUUAUAUGAAAUUAAAAUAAAGCAGGAUAUGAGUUUCUUAUAUUGUUGUAAAUAAUUUAUUCAAAUAAUUAUUUGUUCAUUACAGUAAAUUACAGCUUUCACUUUUCAACUUUUUAGACCAGAACUUUAACUUUAAAAAAUUCUAGCUGAUCACUAAAUUUUAAUUUAAUUUACUAAAUCAUUAAAGUCUAAAUUGUAAAUUCACUAAAACUAAAUAAUAAUUUUAAUGAAAUAGUUAUAGUAUUGAAAAAUGUUGUUAGUUUAAGUUAUGAAUUAUUAGUUAAAGGCCUAUAUAGCUUAUAUAGUAUUAGUAUAUAAUAUAGUAUAUUCUAAAGAAAAAAGUUUAAAUUACAGUUAACUGUACACUAAUCACUAAUAGUAAUGAGUGAUCAAAAUGUGAUUUAACUUUUAACAAAAUAUGAUUAAAUGAUAGAAACAGGCAGGCCUACUUACUAAACUUAUCUAAAUUCUAACUUGAUCUAAGACUAUAGUUACAAGUAGAGGUAUAGAUUAAUUAGUAUAGGAGGCAUAGGGGGCCAUCCAUAAAUGACCACACGUCUAGGGGGGAGGGGUAUCAGAUUUUUGUGAUGAUGUGUGACGUGAUGGCGCUUAAGCAAUUCGACGUCACAUGGAAAGCUGAAUAUUAUAGUAAAGAGUUGCAGUUAAAAACCCUAAAUUACAGACAUUUUUAACAUUAUUCUUUUAUACAACAAUUAUAAUUAUUUGGCAGUGUCUACACGCCCGGCGACUGGACAAAUAGUGCGGUAGAUAUUCUUCCGGCGGGCAUUUCACGUGACCGCCGGACGACUAGUAUGUGUUAUUAUUCCAGCAGACAUGUCAUGUGACAAGAGGUCGCCGGCAAAAUUUUAUUGCACAAGAAGUAAGCUACCCCAACAAACAUCAUAUUGGCCCUCUAUUGAGAUGUUGGGUCUAGUUCUUUGGGAACUUUCGACCUCCCCGCCUUAAUUAUUUAUCAUCCUCACUAUCAUUUAUAUCCUUUCUCUCUAGCUCUCAAAUAUUUCUUCCUUCUAGUAUGCAUUGCUCUCCACACCCCCCCCCCCCCCCCCCUCUUAUUUCUUGAAAUAAAGUGUAUACAUGCAUCUCCGUCGCCAGUUUUAUGAUCGACUAUUAGAGGUCACUUGAAAAGGCUAACGGACAGAUAUUUCGCCCAAAUUUGUUACGGUGGUCAUGUGACCUUGUCGCGGGACGAAUAUCUCGAGAAAUGAUUCUUCCGGUCGCUGACAUGUAGACACUUCCUAAUUUUUUUACUUUAAAACUAUAAUCACUGAGAGAAUCAAUACAGGUAUGCGAGGUCUGAAAAGUGGCCUCUGAUCAAGUUACAGGAUGCCACGGAGGAGGAGAAUCGGGAUGUAGUUACAAUGACAGUCGUGAGAAUUUUAAAUGUGGACACGGGAGUCAUAGAAGUAGUACUAGCACGGUAAAUGGGAUGGAAUGGGGAAAAAUGUUUGACCCAAGGGGGUGGGUGGGGGGCAAUCUUAGUAAAUGCUCUAGGGCAGGGAUUCUUAACCCUUUUUUCAGCGCUGCAGGCCCACUCUGUUUUAAACACCACCACCCCCCCCCCCCCCCCUUUUCCUUUUUUUUGUAAAAAAUUUAAAAUAUGAAAAUAAUUAAAUAAUUUAGUUAUUUUAGUUUUAUUUCUUUGAUUACCUUUAUAAAAACAAAAAAAAAAAACCAAUACAAGCAGUGCGCAAAAAAAAAAAUUCACCAGAAAAACUUUUGAUAAUCAAGAUGCAUAAAAACUAAUUUUUGAAAUUUUUUUUUUUAACAGCAACAACUAGCAAUGGCAGCAAAUACAAUUUUCUGGUCUUCCGUAUCUCAGGGAUGGGGAGAUACUUUUACCCCUGGUUAAGAACCACUGUUCUUGUGAAAUGUUUCUGACAUGGUGCAGUAAUUUUAUGUCCAUGGGAAGUGAAUUUCUUAAGGGUUUGUAGAGGUCAGUAGUGGACACAGAAUUUUUAGAGUGGGGGGGGGUGUAGAGAUUUGUGACGUUAUAUUGUUAUAUUUGAGGGGGGGUCUAACUUUUUAUGACGAUGGUGGGAGGGGGGUAAAAAAUCUGCAAAAUUUGCAUGACAUCAUUUAUGGAUGGCCCAUAGGGCAGUAAUCAGCAAACUCAUUAGUCAAAAGAGCCAAAAAUCAGCAGCAGGACAAUUAAACAUUUUUUUGAGAGCCAAAUUUCUUUUCAAGAACCUGUAAAGAACCAUGGGCUUACGGAAACCAUGUUUUUCAGAGUCAAAACCGAUUAGUGGCCGGCUGGCAGAGUGACACUCAAGUCACUAAAGAGCCGCAUGCGGCUUGCCAGCCUCUAUUUACCGACCAAUUGUAUAGGGCCUAAUAAGAAGUUAAUGGGAUAAUUUUUUAAAUUUAUGCCUAUAACUUUAAAAAUAAAAUAUAAGAAUAUUGAAUGUCUAUAAUUAUAAUAUAAAAUAAUAUUAUUAAUAAUAAUAAAACUAUGUAGCCUUGGCUGCCAUUGCAAUGGGAUGGUACAAUACCUGUACAUCAUUCAUAGCAUUGCUUAUUUAUUUGAAAUAUUUUCUUAAUUCAGUAAAGCUGAAAUUUUUAUAAAAUAGCUUUAUUCCAGCACUGUUAGUCAUCUCGAGUUAAACUAAUUCCCAGGCUUGUUGGAACUAGGAGAGAAAAGUGAGAUGCAAAUAUAUUUGCCACCAUUCUGAUGUAGCAUGAACAAAUUAACUAAGGAUUUUAUUUGAUAGAAAUCACAGAUUAAUUGAUAUGUUUGAGUCAGUUGGUGAAGUUUAGGAGCGGCUAAAUGAGAUACAAUAAUAUUGAGUGGUAGCUAAAGUUUUAGAAAUAGUAUCCAAGAAAUUUGUCUGCAAAGGAAAUUUAGGUAGCCAGACUAUUUAGGUUGCAAAGAGUAACUUGUUUAAGUAGCUCCUUAUUGAAUUGCAUCCUAACAAGUUUAUUUGUUGGAAAUGGUUUGAUUUUAGCCAUCCAACUUUGUUUCAGGCAAAGAAGUAACAUAAAAAUAUGGACAUAGUAAUUUAAGUUUCUUUUAUAAGAUUUAACACUAGAUAUCGAAAAAUGUUCAGUCAACCAAUCCCUUACUUCACGUGAGGAUUAUUUAAAAGUAAAAAACUUACAUAUGUUUAUUAAUUAAAAAGCAAAAUAUAUGCUAGACUAAUACCAAUAUCUUCAGUAUUGGAUCGUGUCAACUAUGAUUCUGAGAGUGGUUAAAAUGGGAUAAGGGGUGGGGGACACUCAGGAUGAGUUGAUUGCCCAGGGACCGGUUUUCAGAAAAAAAGUUUGAGAACCACUGUUGUAGACUACUUAUUUCACUAUUUAGUUGUAUUUAGUAAAUAAUAUAAUUAUCCAAGUCAACUUGGCAUGAUCUUUUAUCAGAAAAAAAGUGGUAGUUACAAGUUUAUCUAUUUUUAGUACUGUCAAAGAAAAUCUCAUUUUGACACUACAUAGUCUGCCUUCUAAUGAUUAUUGACUUCCUAUAUUAGAAUUAUACAAUAUGUUUAUUAUUUUUUAUGAAGUCAUUUAAUAUUUAUUAAAUAAUAAUUUUAAAAUGUUAUGAAAAAAAAACCUUUUUGAAAUACAUUUUAUAGUAAAUAUAAUUAAUAUCAACACCUGUUUAUCAGUUUCAAUGUUCAAUUAUGGUUUAAAUCCUUACCUUUAACUGUGUGUGAAAAAUUAGAAAAGGCUUGACUUAAAAUAUUUAAUUGACUUCCUUUAUUAUAAUUAUACAAUAUGUUUAUUAUUUUUUAUGAAAUCAUUUAAUAUUUAUUAAAAAAUAAUUUUAAAAUGUUAUGAAAAAAAACCUUUUUGAAAUACAUCUUGUAGUAAAUAUCAUUAAUAUCAACAACUGUUUAUCAGUUUUAAUGUUCAAUUAUGGUUUAAAUCUUUAACUGUGUGUGAAAAAUUAGAAAAGACUUAAAAUAUUUAAUUCAUUCUCUUUCAUUCACAGUUUGUCUAAUGAGGUAGUCCAUUAAAUUAAAAUAUAUGUGAUUCAAAAUAUCAUAUUUAAUAUGAGAGCUGGAACUACCAGCUUAAAGUUAGAGGGUGAUGAGGACAUGGACCAAGAGGGAGCUGAAAGUGAUAAAUCUUCGGAUGAAGAAUCGCACUCCUGUUCAACAGAAGAAAUAGAGGAAGAUCAGGAGGAUGAAUCUCAAUCUGGUAAAUCUGAUGGAGGCUUUUUGCAGAUACAUUUGUUGUUUUGUUGUGUUCUUCUUUUCAGGCUUUCACAUACUUCAUUUUGCUCAUUUCCAUUUUUCUAAUCUGAUAGCAGUCUCUAACUCUUAUUACCUGCUUGCAGUCUCCCCUCUUAUUACCUGAUAGCAGUCUCUCCCCCUUAUUACCUGAUAGCAGUCUCUCCCCCUUAUUACCUGAUAGCAGUCUCUCCCCCUUAUUACCUGAUAGCAGUCUCUCCCCCUUAUUACCUGAUAGCAGUCUCUCCCUCUUAUUACCUGAUAGCAGUCUCUCCCUCUUAUUACCUGAUUGCAGUCUCUCCCCCUUAUUACCUGAUCGCAGUCUCUCCCCCUUAUUACCUGAUUGCAGUCUCUCCCUCUUAUUACCUGAUUGCAGUCUCUCCCCCUUAUUACCUGAUUGCAGUCUCUCCCUCUUAUUACCUGAUUGCAGUCUCUCCCCCUUAUUACCCGAUAGCAGUCUCUCCCCCUUAUUACCUGAUAGCAGUCUCUCCCCCUUAUUACAUUUUCACUUGUUUACUCGGGAGAUCUAAUUUUGUUUGAAAUACUUUUACAUGUGAAUGCUUAUCACAGGUUAACUUCCCCUUUUCUUGAAACGAUUAGCUCUGUUACAUCUCAUGGAAAGGGAAGGCACCAUGAGCAACUUAAAUCACAGGUUAACUUCCCCUUUUCUUGAAACAAGUAGCUCUGUUACAUCUCAUGGAAAGGGAAGGCACCAUGAGCAACUUAAAUCAUAGGUUAACUUCCCCUUUUCUUGAAACAAGUAGCUCUGUUACAUCUCAUGGAAAGGGAAGGCCCCAUUAGAAAACUUAAAAUCAGUAAACUGUGGAAGUAAUGUAUAAUAGUGAUUCAAAACUCUCCCUCAACUCAGACAUCAGACUUCUAUGUGGUAAAGAAUAUCUUAAUAGGCAAUAUUUAGCUCAGACAGCAAACUUCUGUGUGGUACAUAAUAUAUUUUAUAGGCAACAUUUAGCUCAGACAAUGAAAUUCUGUGACCAACAGUUGUCAUAGACCCCACCAUUUAAAGAGCACCAUCAGUUGUCAUAAGCCCACCAUACUAUUAGUUGUACACAUCUAUAAAAUUGACAAAACAAAGUAGUUGUACACAUGGUUUAUGAAAUUUAAAGUUGGGACAAUGCAAUAGUUAUCUUUGUGGUCUCUUUUUUUUUUACCAAUUCUCAAAGCUACACACCAGCAUGCUCGAUCUAUAAGUUCUGCUUUUGCCCCUAAAACCGAUUGAUUAAAUUCCCUUAAAAAUGUCUUUAUUUCUUUCACUCGCAAGGUCUCAAAUGCUUGUAAAGCUGCUGUUUUUGCCCUGAGCAAAGCCAUCUUUGUUGUUUUUUGUACUUCUCAAUAAAGCACAAUAAAUCUUGGGGACAAGGAAAGUAAUAACCCCAGUUGCACUUUCUUAUAGAGGGACAAUCGUCCGUAAUAUAUAUAAUUUCUUGGUUAAGUUAAGACUCUUUAAAAAAUAAUCUUGUCUAUUCUAAGGAAGCUAAAAGCCUAUUGGUCCAUUCAUAAUGGUCUUUGUCAGUUUACCAGUGUGUUUAGUUCCACACUGUAUGGAUUAGGUGAUUUUCUUCGUAUUGCUGAAGCACAGACUAUUUUAACAUUUGAUGUUUUACAAAAUUUUCAGCAUGCGCAUUAAUUUACUCUAAUCAGGUUUUUAUGAUGUAGAAGACUUUUUACAUCUCAUUAUUGUAACUAAUGAAAUAAUAUUGUCUCAAAGCAAUGGACACUCAGAUAUCAAUCUCCAAGCUUAAAAAAUACAAACUCCGUAUCAAUGCCUUCAUUUCUGUUUUACAGUAUAAGAUUAACAAAGUCCCUGCAAAUUUGUAUCCAAUCCAGACAUCCAAUAAAAUGGCAAAGAUUGAUUUGUGGAGAAAAAAACUAUAACUGAUUUAAAACACAACUAAAUAUAGAUAUUUCAGCUUUUCAUUUGUGUUGCAGGGGAUUUGAAAUGCAUGAUAAGUAUAUUGCAGCCCUUUGGACAUGGAAUUAUUCUUAUGCAACUGUUGGGGCGUGAAAUUAUUCUUAUGCAGCCCUUGGGGGCAUGGAAUUAUUCUAAUGCACCCUUUAUUAAGUUUAAGAUUUAGAACACUGAGUUUAGGGUUUUUUUGCUCUUAUUUCCAGAUAUUGAUGAAGCUGAGUGUGAAAGGCGGCGGCAUGAAUAUCUUGCCGAUAUGUCAGAGUUGGAGAAACAGUUUUGUGAACUCAAAGAACAGUAAGAGAGAAAAGUUUAACUUGUAAUAAAAAAAAGAAAUUAAACAAAUAUAUUUAUGCAAACUAAAGUUCUAAAGUUUGUCAAACUCUUCUCUUGAACAAAUUUAAAAUAACCAUAAAAAUAGAAGAUUGACAGUUUUAGUAAACUGAGACCAUCUCUCUCACUCUGUGGCAAAACUGGAACCUCUGGCCUUAACAAUAGGAGCUUUUUUUCAUUGUUGAGAUAUAUUUCUUUUUAUAGUACACAGGAUGCCAGAAAAUUUAAAACAACAUUGGGGAAAUGGAGAGAAAAGGAGGGGUGCAAAGCCCUCCCCUACUUUUAGCUUUGCUAUACCCCAAUCUCUUUACCAUGCACAUAUUAAGACUCAAAUGUACCGGUACUUACAAAAAAAAUGUAGGAAAUAUUUUUUAAACAGGGCAGUGUUAAGUUUUUAAAGGUUUUAUCACAUUUGUAGCCAUUCACUUUGCACUAAAGCCACUAAAUUAUUCUUAUGCAGAACAUCACUUUAUGUUUUUUAUUAUUUCAGAUUGUACACAGAACGACUUCAACAGAUAGAUGCUAAAAUUGUAGAAAUUCAGAAUAACAAGGCUACUGAAUACCUUCAUCCCUUGGCUCAAUUAGAAAAGCAGAUGGCAAUGAAAAAAAAAGUUGCAUGUCAGUAUAAUUUUUUAUUUAGCAAAUGCAUGUUUUAUUUUAUUUUUGUAUUACCUUGUUCUUCUUAGUACACCACCAAGUAUUUUGGGUCUUGCCCUUCCUCUUGAUCCUUGUGUGUUCCAUACCAGUGCAUGUCUAGUUAUAUUUUUCAUCAGUUUUCUUAUCCAUCUUUUUUAAAUGAGCCCCAAAAUGCUGUACUUCAUCUCUUCUGCCAUCUGGCAAACUCUUCCCAUCUCAUGUAAACAUGUACAUUCCAGUUGCCAACUUAGGUGAGGUAUUCAGCAAUCCAGCUCUCUUUAAUUCCUCAUCUCUGCUGCCAUCUGGCAAACUCUUCCCAUCUCAUGUAAACAUGUACAUUCCAGUUGCCAACUUAGGUGAGGUAGUCAGCAAUCCAGCUCUCUUUACUUCCUCAUUUCUGCUGCCAUCUGGCAAACUCUUCCCAUCUCAUGUAAACAUGUACAUUCCAGUUGUCAACUUAGGUAAGGUAUUCAGCAAUCCAGCUCUCUUUUGGCUUUGUCUAGUCUGCUUCAUAAUCUCUCUUGCGAUGAUUUGGGAUGGGUUUUUAUUCUAAUUUAUAGAAUUUUUUUUUAACACUCUCAUUUUGUUAGGGUUUAAAAACUUUUCAAUUGUGUCAUUUUUAUAGACAUUAGACGAGAGAUGGCACUGGCAAGUAUCAAACAGAAAUUUGAAAGUGAGGAAUUAGCAGCUUUUCAGCACAUGGAAGUAAGCAAAUAUUUUUUUCUUGGAGAAAAUUUCAUCAUUACAAUCACUUGUAUGAUAUUUCUUUGAUGACUCAUUUUAUUUUUGGAAAUAUUUUAGGGUGGUCAGCUCAUGUGCGGGUCAUAGGAGAUUUGUAUAAAUUUUCUUUUAGUACUUUAUAGAAAACCAUCAUUAUCAAGAAAAGUAAUUAACUUAAGUCAACAUAAAGCCGUGUGAAAAAUUGGGUCACAUGUACUGGCGUAACUUUGCAAGUGCCUUGAUUAACUGUACUUUAUAAGUAUCAAUAUAUGUUGUGCAGACAUUGAAUUUUAAAAUUUUAUUAGAUCUUAAUAGCAGUUGAAAUCCAUCUUUAUGACAGUUAAUGUUUGCUAACCGCUUGUGACCUAUUUUUAAUACCAGUAUAAUAAGAUCUGUGCUUGGGCAACUUGUUAGUUGAUUUUUACAGCAAAAUAUUGGCUUAUGUAAUUAAAUUUCUACAACCUAACACUAAUCACAAUAUUGGCUUAUGUAAAUAAAAUUCUACAAACUAACACUAAUCAGAAUAUUGGCUUAUGUAAAUAAAAUUCUACAACUUAACCUUAAUGAGAAUAUUUGCUUACUAGAUAUAGCCCGCCAAACAUUGGCAACAGCAAUGUGUGAACUUCCCAUCUACUAAAGUUACUUGACAAAAACGUGAACUCAAGUUAUGCACAUUUAAGAAUGCCAAUUUUGCUACACCCCUUUUCUCCCCCCUCCCCCCUUUUUUUUUCAUGAUACGCAACCCCCGGCUUAGCAGAUGUCGCGAGAUGGCUGGCAAGCAAGGGUGGUGCAGGAAGUGGGGGGGAGGGGGAGCUCCACCGCAGUGCAUAUGUCUCGAGACCAACGAUGGGCAGGCAAGGGAACUGAGGGGAGGCUUUGCCUGCGUCUUGCUUGCUCUGGCGUAUCUAUAUAUAGCCUGCGUGAUUUUGGUCUUCUUAUUUGCCCUACUUUCUGGCGAAUUAUAUAUAUAGAUGUAAAGACAAUGCUACAACCUAACCCUAAUCAGAAUAUUUGCUUAUGUAAAUAAAAUUCUACAACCUAACCCUAUUCAGAAUAUUUGCCUUUGUAAAGACAAAUCUGCAACGCAUUUUUUCGCAAAGGAGAUAAAGAAAAUAUUGAUAAAAUAAACAAUAAAGAUACUUCGAGCAAGUACUUCUUUAUGUCAUUUUUUAUGUGUGAAAAUUCUUUUUCUCCUUCUGUCUACUUCUACCGAAGAGACAUUAUGGGGAGGUGUGAGGCCUGCUUAAGAUUCAUGUUGUCGACUUUAUUGACUGACUGCAGGCUUUGUCUCCCCCUGGCCCUGAAACUGGAUUGCUUGCUAUUGUAGGAAUACAUUGCAUGUUGGUUCAGUACCCUAGCUUAGGGCUGGGUUCACGAUGCUGCACAUAAAAAUAUUAGCAAACAUAAUCAUGAAAUUAAAAAAUUACAUUCAUUUAUUUAAUUAAAAAACAUCUGUUAAAAAAAAAAAGAAAUAUAUAUUCACCCCAGCCACCCCAGAACUAUUUACAUGUCAAGCCAUGGACGAAUCUGUGGAAGGGGUGCAUAGACAGAAAGAAUUUCGGUUAGAUAAGAAGCACAGGCAUCCGAGAAAAAAUUGUGGCAGAAAACAGACCAGGUGACCAAACCAAUUAAUUUGUGGUGGGCCAUAUACUGUCUGAUUGGUACGGAACUGACCCUAACCCUAACCUAGUGGGCCAUAUACUGUCUGAUUGAUACGGCACUGACCCUGUAAAUCAUUUGUCUUAUUUCCUGGUUCCAAAUGCGGUCCUUUCUUGUUUUACCAGCUGCUCUCAUUCAACAUCUCAUCAUGCUGGUAAAGGGUUUUUUGGCGGAGAGUUUAAGUGUCGGGUUCUGGUAGCAGGCCUGGUGCAAAGCAGCUACUCAUUUGAGUAAUGGCUGGUUGACGAUGCUCCUAAAAAUGCUUCUAGAUGUCACUUAGUUACCUAGAUGGCACUUAGUGACCUAGAUGACACUUUGUGACUUAGGUGGCACGUAGUCACCUAGAUAGCACUUAGUGACCUAGGUGGCAUGUAGUGACAUAGAUGCUCUUAAUGGCCUAGAUGGCAAAUAGUGACAUAGAUGCAGAUAGUGACCUAGAUCAGUGGUCCCCAAACUUUUUAUCACCGCGGACCGGUCAACGUUUGAUAAUUUUACUGCGGCCCACUGAGGGGUUGGGGGGGGGGGGUGGUUUUGGUUGUUGACUGCCCUCUUUGCCCCAUUCUCAUGGCUCUGCCUGAGGGCAACAUGGCACCCAGAGCGACACAUAAUAUGGGGACCACUGGGCUGGCCAAAUUGUUGCAUCUCAUUUUUUAAAAAAAAUUAUCCUGUGAUGUCACAAUUACCCAUAAAAUUGUUUGAUGUCNCCCCCGCCUGUAUGGUUCCAGUUGCUGUGAGCCUUUGGGUCUGUACGUCCGUAAUUAUCGUCCAGAAAAUCUCGUAAGCUUAAAAUUAGAAAUAAUUAAAAAUUUUCUUGGGCGGCCCGGUACCAUUUGAUCCACAGACCAGUCUGUGGCUCUGGGUUUGGGGACCACCGACCUAUAUAACACUAAGUGACCUAGGUGGAACGUAGUGACAAAGAUGCGGUUAGUGACCUAGAUGACACUUAGUGAACUAGGUGGCACAUAGUGAACUAGGUGGCACAUAGUGACAGAUGCACUUAGUGACCUAUAUGACACUUAGCUACCCAUGUGGCAUGUAGUGACAUAGAUGCACUUAAUGACCAAGAUGAAAAUUUCAUUUAUUGUUCAUCAUCAUUAUGUCCCUUAGUCCUUGGACCGUUGGGGCGCCACAGAUGACAUGAAAACUAUACUUCUCCAUUCUUCUCUUUUUUCUGCAGUUCCCACAGCAUCGCAUAGUUUUAGUCCCGUCCACUCUUUAAUGUUAUCUUCCCAUCUUUUCAUCUGUCUUCCUCUUCUUCUCCCACCUGUUGUUGUGCCCUACAUGAUUUCUUUGGCGAGCCCUUGUUUUCUUGUCACAUUUGCAUUCCAGUUUGCGCUUUUUACAGUCACCAGGAGGUCACCAUAUUGCCCAAUUGCUUGAUAAAUCCUUUCUUUCACUUGUUUGUUAGAGAUAUGGUCUCUAUAGCAGAUUCCAAGAAUGCUUCUGAAACAUCUCAUCUCCAUCGCCUUUAUUUUUCUUUCAAGUUCUGCUGUUAAUGUCCAGGACUCGCAGGCAUACAAGAAAAUGGAGAGGACUAAUGAGCGCAUCAGCCUGAUUUUGAUGCUGGGGGCUAUAGUUUUGUCAUUCCAUAUUUUAUUGAGCCUCUUUAGUGCUGUUGUGGUCUGGGCAAUCCUGGACAUCAAUUCGGGCUUGGAGCUUGCUUCCGAGACUAUUGCUCCUAGGUAUUUGAAGCUGCCUACUGUCUCUAAUCUUUACUCCCCGACCUUAAUUUCAUUUAUUGUUACCUAACCAUUAAAUUAAAAACAAAAUGAACUGUAUUUUUUGUAAUUGAAAUAAGUGUAAUUUGUAAUUCAAAUAAUUUAAAUUGAAAUAAUUUUAAUUCAAGUAAUUGUAAUUGAAGUAAGUGUAAUUCAAGUAAUUUGAUGCCUGGAGAAAACCUUGAUUCAGCAAGUGCAUGCGCUUAGAAUUUAAAAGUUUAGGGGCCAGUGAGCUACCGGGUAGACCAAAGACAAUAAAUAGGUCAUGAACUAAAGUCACUAAUUACCACUAUUUCCUUUGGUAUUUGGAAGACUGUCAGAGUAUUGGUGUCCUUUUAAUCAUCUGUGCAUAGAGUUGCAGACCUAUGGGGUGCGAGUGGGGUCUUGUGACUGUCCUGGGUAGUACUAUUGGCAUUUAUAUUUAUGUCAUGUGUAUGUUUGUUAGGGGAUCUACUUCAUCUAGUCAAGAUAUGUCACUGUAUACAUGUGUUAUUAAAUUUGCAUAUAAACGGGGAAAAAAUUGGUGGCUCUUUUCUUUGAUGCAUGAUCUUUCUGAUUUGUUUGAAGAUUUAUGUUGUCCCUUUGAGGUUUUGGUGAGGCCCUUACCCAAAUCUUUCUGAUCGGCUAGGAGAUGUAAGUUUAUCACUGUGAGGUUUUGGUGAGACCCUAACUCAAAUCUUUCUGAUAGGCUAGGGGAUGUAAGUUGUCACUGUGAGGUUUUCUUGAGACCCUAAUCCAAAUCUUUCUGAUAGGCUAGGAGAUGUAAGUAGUCUCUGUGGGGUUUUGGUGAGGCACUUACCCAAAUUUUUCUGAUAGGCUAGGAGAUGUAAGUUGUCACUGUAAGGUUUUGGUCGACUAGAAAAAUCAGUUAGUAUUAACAAUUAUUUGGAACUUGUAGUUUUCAACUGUGUGAUGGACUUAUUGAGCAUGAAACUAAACUCAAUAGUUGAAAAACUGCCAGAGGCAUCAGUCUCAUUCUACUUACUUUGAUAACAGUUUCUUGUGUCCAAUUAAACUGUUUUUCCAUACCGGUCUUAUAUUAUUGUAAUGUAUUUGGCUCUUUAAGCUCUAUUCUAAAAAGUGGACAAAAUCUGAUCAUUUUAAAUAUAUUAUUACAUGGGUUAAUAAUAUAUUUAAAUCUUUACCAAUCAGUAUUCUACCAAUGUGUGUAGUUGUGUUUAUAACAAGGCUUCUGAUGUCAUAUUAAUAUCACAGACCAACUUAAACAAAAAUCAUUCUUGAGGUUCUUAGCUUGUUCCUUGUGCUAUUUGGGACUCAACAGAUUAUAUGCACGUUUUAAAAGAUUAGGGGGCAGAAUAAUUGCCUUGCUCUGGGCACUGACAAGCCAUGGUGCGCCAUUGUGUCUAUAAUGCUGUUGAACAUUGUGAUCACGCAAUGCAAAACAUUGUGAUCAUGCAAGGCUGUUUGAUGUGGGAGUUGACCAUUAGCUGCGUCAUAUUUGCAUAAAAGAUUUUUAGAUUUCAAGAUUUUUUAUUCACAUUUGGAGACCACACUUAAAGGAAAUUUUUUUUUAUAUGGUCUAGUUGUGAGAAUUUUUGUUUUUUAUUUGAAAAGAAUCUGAAAAUUGACCUUAUGUGUUCCUAUCUGAAUAGGUACAGUAUAUUAAUAUGUAUAAAUAAUAAAAUGGUUUUACAAAUGUAUUUAAUUCUGAAACUGCACAAAGUAGUAGUAGUUGGAGAAAUUAAAACAGUUUAUAUAUCAUCUUUACUGUAUUAUAAGUCCUCUUUACAGUAUGAUAUAUCAUUUUUGCCGCAUUAGAUUUUUUAAUGUAAAUCUCUAUCUAUUGAAAAUUAAAUUCAUUAACCUCAAUGUAUAAUUGAAUUGAAAAGUUUAUUUUCAUAAUUUCAGAGUGAAAAAGUUCUUUUAUAUGAUACCAUUAAACAUGAAUUAGAGGAUAAAAUUCGGCGGUUGGAAGAAGACAGACAUAAUAUUGAUAUUAAUUCUGGUAAAUAACUUAUUUGUAUUGUUUGUUGGAGUGUUAUUUAGAAAUUAACUCAGAGAUUCCCACAUUUUUUAAUUUCAUCACUGAUUUUCUCCAAAGCGCCCUGUGCCACAUUCUAAUUAUUGCUCUGCAAAAUAACACAUUUUUUUGUUAUAGAUUUCACUUUCAGUCUUUUGUAAGAAAGAUCCAUUUUCAAAAACAACAAGCGAGAAGAAAUUACUUCACUUGACUUCAUUUUUGUCUGAUCAUUAUUUGGUGCACAUCUUUUGUCUGAUCAUUAUUUGGUGCACAUCUUUUGUCUGAACAUUAUUUGGUGCACAUCUUUUGUCUGAACAUUAUUUGGUGCACAUCUUUUGUCUGAACAUUAUUUGGUGCACAUCUUUUGUCUGAACAUUAUUUGGUGCACAUCUUUUGUCUGAACAUUAUUUGGCGCACAUCUUUUGUCUGAGAGAUGUCUGCAGCAUCUUUUUUUUUUCCUUAAAAUUUUUUGGCCGAUUUUUUUUUGUCCAUAUAAUUCCAAAUGGAAAAAAGUAUAUUGUAAUUUGUGUGCUCAUUUUUGUCUGAUAACAUUAUAGCUAAUGUUUGAAAGCUUUAUAAAUUUUUGCAUUUUCAGAUCUUUGGCAAGAAACUCAAAUACUGAAAAAAAAAAAGAAAACGGAUCCCUUACAUCCAGAACGGAGAAGAAAACCUCAAACUGUUUCUGAUAUCCUUCCUUUACGUGAACUGUUUCUAAUAUCCUUUCUUUACGUGAACUGUUUCUGAUAUCCUUUCUUUACGUGAACUGUUUCUAAUAUCCUUUCUUUACGUGAACUGUUUCUGAUAUCCUUUCUUUAUGUGAACUGUUUCUGAUAUCCUUCCUUUACGUGAACUGUUUCUAAUAUCCUUUCUUUAUGUGAACUGUUUCUGAUAUCCUUUCUUUAUGUGAACUGUUUCUGAUAUCCUUCCUUUACGUGAACUGUUUCUAAUAUCCUUUCUUUAUGUGAACUGUUUCUGAUAUCCUUUCUUUAUGUGAACUGUUUCUGAUAUCCUUCCUUUACGUGAACUGUUUCUAAUAUCCUUCCUUUACGUGAACUGUUUCUGAUAUCCUUCCUUUACGUGAACUGUUUCUAAUAUCCUUCCUUUACGUGAACUGUUUCUGAUAUCCUUCCUUUACGUGAACUGUUUCUAAUAUCCUUUCUUUACGUGAACUGUUUCUAAUAUCCUUUCUUUAUGUGAACUGUUUCUAAUAUCCUUUCUUUAUGUGAACUGUUUCUAAUAUCCUUUCUUUAUGUGAACUGUUUCUGAUACCCUUCCUUAACGUGAACUGUUUCUGAUACCCUUCCUUUACGUGAACUGUUUCUAAUAUCCUUUCUUUAUGUGAACUGUUUCUGAUACCCUUCCUUUACGUGAACUGUUUCUGAUACCCUUCCUUUACGUGAACUGUUUCUGAUACCCUUCCUUAACGUGAACUGUUUCUAAUACCCUUCCUUUACGUGAACUGUUUCUAAUACCCUUCCUUUACGUAAACUGUUUCUAAUACCCUUCCUUUAAGUGAACUGUUUGUGAUAUCCUUCCUUUACGUGAACUGUUUCUGAUAUCCUUCCUUUACGCGAAGUUUUUGUUAAUAUACUUCCUUUACGUGAACUGUUUCUGAUACCCUUCCUUUAUGUGAACUGUUUCUGAUAUCAUUCCUUUACAUGAACUGUUUCUAAUAUUCAAUUACUUUCUUUACGUGAACUGUUUUUCAUAUCCGUGCUUUAAGCAAAUUGUAUCUGCUAUCCUUUACGUCAGGCCUGCACAACAUACAGCUUGCGGGCUUAGGUUAACCUAACCCACUUGGUGGCCCGCAAAGUAACGAAAUAUUCCUUAUUAUUAUUAUUUUCAAAAUAGCUAUGCCCCUGUCCUAAAAUCUUUCUGGCCGCACAAGUUUUUCAUAAAUUGUGUUUUCCCCCUUACAUGUUGCGUUGUGCUGGCCUGCAUCACGUGAUUAGUAACGAAUUAUUAUUUUGGAAUAAUAAAAAAAAAAGCGGGGGUCAACCACUGGGAAAAAAGUUGGGGAAACUCACCCAAAAUCCACACCUCCCCUACCCAAAAUUAGUAUUUUUUGCUUAGAUUUGUAAGCUCUCCUUUCGCUCAGCUUCACCCAUAUUACCUUUCCCCUACUUUGGGACCAAGCCAUGUGGAUACAACCGUUACAAAACUUCCGCAACUCUAAUAGAUGUAUCAAACACUUUUGAAAUAUUGCGCAAGAAAAAUAGUGUCCUAUCUCCAAGAUUCAUGUUUCUUUAUUUAUUAAUGUCAAUAUAUUAUGUGCCAACUAUUUUUUGACACAAGGGGAUCCAAAAUUCAUGUCUAUUUAUUUAUUUAUGUCUAUAUGAUUUAUGUUAUGUGCCAACUAUUUUUUUGACAUGAAGUUUAAAAGCCACAUCCUAACAAUAAAGUAAAAUAAAGUUUAAAAGACAUAUCCCAACAUUGAAGUAACCUAAAGUUUAAAAGCCACCUCCUAAAUAACCAAAAGUUUAAAAGCCAUAUCCUAACAUUGACGUGAAGUUUAAAAGCCACAUCCUAACAUUGAAGUAAUGUAAAGUUUAAAAGCCAUAUUUUAACAUGGCUUCUAGACUUCUUGCCCACCAUGCAAUCCAUAACAUUUAUUUGAAAUUUUUUUGUAAAACGUGAAAAACGUCAUGUUGAAUUUUUAUCUUGUACCUUAAAUUCAAGUUCGGUGAGGGACAGGGUUAACGUAACCUUUAUUUCAAGUUUGAAUGAAAAUUCCUUAAUCUUCUUAAGUCCAUAUAUUGUCUACAUGGUUAAAGACACAGAUGUCAUGGAUGACUGGAUGCUGGUGAAAAAGGUAGGCCUACAGUUCUAUUUAAAAACAAGUUGUGGAGAGGGCUGAAUAUUUUUAUAUGGUGUAAUUUCAUUUUUGUUCAGAUCGAAAUGGGCAACCUUUUUUUGUGUGAGGAGACAUUUUUUAUAAGUUAUGAUUUUUAUAUCUAUAACUAUAAAGAAAAUAUUGUGGAGUCACAUAUCAUUAUAGAUAAGUGAUGAAAAGUCAAAAGACAAUAUUGUGGCGUCACAUAUCAUUAUAGAUAAGUGAUGGAAAGUCAAAAGACAACAUUGUGCAGUCACAUAUCAUUAUAGAUAAGUGAUGGAAAGUCAAAAGACAAUUUUGUGGAUUCACAUAUCAUUAUAGAUAAGUGAUGGAAAGUCAAAAGACAAUAUUGUGGCGUCACAUAUCAUUAUAGAUAAGUGAUGGAAAGUCAAAAGACAACAUUGUGCAGUCACAUAUCAUUAUAGAUAAGUGAUGGAAAGUCAAAAGACAAUUUUGUGGAUUCACAUAUCAUUAUAGAUAAGUGAUGGAAAGUCAAAAGACAAUAUUGUGGAUUCACAUAUCAUUAUAGAUAAGUGAUGGAAAGUCAAAAGACAAUAUUGUGCAGUCACAUAUCAUUAUAGAUAAGUGAUGGUAAGUCUAAAGACAAUAUUGUGCAGUCACAUAUCAUUAUAGAUAAGUGAUGGAAAGUCAAAAGACAAUAUUGUGCAGUCACAUAUCAUUAUAGAUAAGUGAUGGAAAGUCAAAAGACAAUAUUGUGCAGUCACAUAUCAUUAUAGAUAAUUGAUGGAAAGUCAAAAGACAAUAUUGUGCAGUCACAUAUCAUUAUAGAUAAGUGAUGGAAAGUCAAAACAAAAUAUUUCAAAUCCAGUCAAGCCGUUUAAUACACCUCGGCAUUAGGUUCACUGCCUCUUCAACACCACAUAGCUCACCAACCACAGGAGAUACAAAUAUUUGUUUUAAGGACGUUAUCUGUUUUUUCCGCAGAAAUACCAGCAUUAACAUGACCUUGCUUUUAGCAAGUUCCCAUUUUAUGGACCCCAAAACUUCAGUGAUCUGAACUGCUCCUGUCUUUUCCCCAAAACUUCAGUGAUCUGAACUGCUCCUGUCUUUUCCCCAAAACUUCAGUGAUCUGAACUGCUCCUGUCUUUUCCCCAAAACCUUCAGUUAUCUGAACUGCUACUGUCUUUUCCCCCAAAACUUAAGUUAUCUGAACUGCUUUAGUCUUUUCCCCAAAACUUCAGUGAUCUGAACUGCCCCUUUCUUUCCUAAAAAAAAUUAAGUUAUCUGAACUGCUUUAGUCUUUUCCCCAAAACUUCAGUGAUCUGAACUGCCCCUUUCUUUCCCCCAAAACUUCAGUUAUCUGAACUGCUUUAGUCUUUUCCCCAAAACUUCAGUUAUCUGAACUGCCUCUGUCUUUCCCCCAAAACUUCAGUGAUCUGAACUGCCCCUGUCUUUUCCCCAAAACUUCAGUGAUCUGAACUUCUCCUGUCUUUUCUCCCAAAACUUCAGGUAUCAGAACUGCUCCUGUCUUUUAUAAUUACUAUUAUAUGCGCAUGGGACAUUUGGGUAAAAACACUGGAAAUUGAUUUGGGGCCCUGUGGCACAAAACCGAUUAUAAAUAUUGAUACGGUAUGUCAGGGUUGUUAAGAGCAUAAUUAUCAACAACUUUUUAUGAAAAUAUUUCAGGCUUUGAAGCAACAAUCUCAAAAGAGAAAAGCGGAAUGUAAGUUUCUUUAGAAUGUUAUUUUUAAAGUAAUGUAUCGGGCCUAUUGUUUAGAACAUGAGAUGUAGUUGUAUAAGGUGAACACACAUAUCCAUCCUUGCAAAUUUAAAAAGAUACUUUGAUAAAAAUUUUGACUGAAUAAUCUUCUCCCUUAAGGUACCACAAUAAAAUCUAGAGUGAUUGCACUAGAUUCAGGUAUGACUUUAUUCAGGUAUUGAAUAGACUCAGGUUAUAACUCUCCUUUUAACUCUUUGUCUUACAGUGUGACGUUUGGUGCACUGCGAACGCUUCAAGAACUCAAGAUAUUUGCACUAUUUUGUAAUAAAUAUCUGCUAUUGAAUAUUCUGCUGGGUCUUGCUUUUAUUCGUGACUUAUUUGACCAAAGUAGCAUUCCUUUUUAAAUAGCUGUCUAGGGCUGCAUAGGAUUAGUUCAAACAGUUUUGUCCCAUUGUACUAAAAAGUGGGAUUAGUUCAAACAGUUUUGUUCUAUUGUACUGAGAAGUUGGAUUAGUUCAAACAGUUUUGUCCCAUUGUACUGAGAAGUGGGAUUAGUUCAAAAAAUUUUGUCCCAUUGUAUUAAGAAGUGGGAUUUGUUCAAAUAGUUUUGUCCCAUUGUACUGAGAAGUGGGAAUAGUUCAAACAAUUUUGUCCAAUUGUACUGAGAAGUGGGAUUAGUUCAAACAAUUUUGUCCCAUUUUACUCAGAAGCUGAUUCUUUAUAGGCUUUAAUCUUGACAAUGAACGUACCCCUGUACAGUUGGUUAUCACAAACGUACUCCUGUACAGUUGGUUAUCAUGAACGUACUCCUGUACAGUUGGUUUUAAUUAACGUACCCCUGUACAGUUGGUUAUCACAAACGUACUCCUGUACAGUUGGUUAUCAUGAACGUACUCACGUACAGUUGGUUACCAUGAACGUACCCCUGUACAGUUGGUUAUCAUGAACGUACUCCUGUACAGUUGGUUACCAUGAACUUACCCCUGUACAGUUGGUUAUCACAAACAUACUCGGGUAUCACAAAUGUACUCCUGUACAGUUGGUUAUCAUGAACGUACUCCUGUACAGUUGGUUAUCAUGAACGUACUCCUGUACAGUUGGUUAUCAUGAACGUAC
Molecule: messenger RNA, 18900 nt
Organism: Lymnaea stagnalis (great pond snail)
Lineage: Eukaryota; Metazoa; Mollusca; Gastropoda; Lymnaeidae
Source: the annotation of a GenBank genome assembly